AUGUGGAGGAGGCCGUCGUCGCUUCUAGCAAGAAGAACUUUCCUCGGUAGGAAAACGGCAGCUCAGAAGUUCAGGGAUACAGUUUUUCAUUAUCAGGUAUCCAAUUCUGAGUUUCUAAAAUUAAGCGUUCCAUGUAUUGAAUCCUUGUUUCAUAAAUCGGAUUUCUCCAUCUCGGUAUGUGGAAAAUCUGAAUUUUGUCCGAACCCAAGAUUUUUCUCAACGAACCCAUCUGAAAAUUACGCGGAAGAAAUCGCGGAAUCGUCCGUUUCGGAAGCCAAUGAAGGGUUCGGGGGGAGCUUGAAUAAUGUGUUUGAUGAAAGUAUGAGCUCUAUUUCGUCGGGAUUGGAAGCUGGGUCUUCGAUCUUAAAUGAAGACGCGGAUGGCUUAGAGUUAAAUGAUGGUUUGGCUGCUGAAAUUGAUGAGAGUUCUGUUCCUAUGGACCAAAAGUUUGGUUCUUUUGCAAGCGAGGAGGAGGAAAUUGGAAAAAUGGAGGAGAAUGAUAUGGAAAAGGUGCAAAGUUUGUUGUCAUUGCUUCAGAGCAGUGGUACUGCCGAUGGUUCUCUAGAGAAUGACUUUGAAAAAAUGGGUUUGGUUUUGAAUGAAGAUUUUGUGACUAUGGUGCUUGAAACACCUUAUGUUCCAGGGGAGAAUUUAAUCGGCUUUUUCAGGUGGGUUUUGAAGAAAUCGGAGUUUAAGGUGACGACACAGGUUCUUGACGCACUUGUUAGUGCAAUAUGCAAGGCAAAUAGGAAGAGAGAAGCGUACGCUUUAUGGGACCUGGUGCAGGAAGUUGGGGUGGAGGAGAAGGGCAUCCUGAGUACUGGGAGUUUAAACGAAUUAAUAGCACUAUUUUCGAGGUUAGGGAAAGGAAAGGCGGCAUUUGAUGUGUUCAAUAAGUUUGGAGAGUUUGAAUCUCCCACAAAUCCUGAUGCAUAUUAUAGUACGAUUGAAGCUCUUUGUAAGAGGUCAUUUUUCGAUUGGGCUUGUUCAGUUUGUGAGAAGAUGUUACAAGAUCAUAAACUUCCUAAUAGCGAGAGAGUUGGGAAAAUAAUUUCUUAUUUGUGCAGGGGAAGUAAGGCUAAAGAUGCACACUCAGUUUAUCUGUCCGCUAAGGAAAAUAAAAUAUAUCCUCCUCGGUCUUCUGUAAAUUUUUUGAUCAGCUCCCUUUGUCGACUUAGACAAACUGAUAAAGAAACACCUACAGAAAUCGAUGAGGAAACUGAUAGGGAAACUGUUUCCUUGGCUUUAGAGAUGCUGAAGGAUUAUACAAGAGAAGAAAGGAUGUAUGCAAUUAAGCCUUUCUCGAGUGUCAUUCAGAAAUUGUGUUGGAUUGAAGAUGUUGAAAGGGCAAAAACAUUGCUCCUCGAGAUGAUUGAUGUGGGUCCACCUCCUGGAAACGCCAUCUUCAAUACAGUCAUCAACGGGCUUGCAAAAGUCGGGGACAUGGAUGAAGCUAUGAAAAUAAUGAGACUGAUGGAGAGCAGAGGUUUGAAACCUGAUGUAUACACUUACAGUGUCAUUAUGAGUGGCUAUGCAAAGGGUGGUGCAAUGGAGGAAGCAUGCAAGAUUUUCGAUGAAGCCAAAAAGAAGCACUCUAAGCUGAGUCCUGUUACAUAUCAUACACUCAUUCGUGGGUUCUGCAAGCUUGAACAAUAUGAGGCGGCUGUGAAUUUGUUGCGGGAGAUGAAGGACCAUGGAGUUCACCCAAAUCAUGAUGAGUACAAUAAGCUUAUCAAAUCUCUUUGCUUGAAGGCUUUAGAUUGGGAAACUGCGGAGAAGUUGCGAGAAGAGAUGAAAGAGAAUGGCUUGAUUCUAAAUGGUAGAACAACUGCUCUUAUAAAUGCAGUGAAGGAAUUACAAGAAGAAGGGAUAAGCCAUGAAGUAAUUGCUGCAGCCUGA
Molecule: messenger RNA, 1899 nt
Organism: Fraxinus pennsylvanica
Lineage: Eukaryota; Viridiplantae; Streptophyta; Magnoliopsida; Lamiales; Oleaceae
Source: the annotation of a GenBank genome assembly